Messenger RNA from Neoarius graeffei (lesser salmon catfish), 3654 nucleotides. RefSeq names its product centriolar coiled-coil protein of 110 kDa (gene cp110). Lineage: Eukaryota; Metazoa; Chordata; Actinopteri; Siluriformes; Ariidae. Gene Ontology annotation, cellular component: centriole. The transcript has 11 exons. The coding region runs from base 185 to 3346 and encodes 1053 amino acids. The record is from RefSeq and is a predicted model, not a curated record. Gene Ontology annotation, biological process: centrosome duplication; centriole replication; regulation of cytokinesis.
ACUAGGAAACGGCUAAAACGUAAACAUUGGACUCGGUACAUAACGGCAGCUUAGCUAAAAAUAAAUGUUUAUUCUGUUUGCAUAAUGUAUUUUUAUUUAUAAGUUUGAAAAACGUAUAAGCGUUUUAACACAGCACAACAGAAGAAGUGAAUUGGGUAAGGAGUAUAUUAAGGCAGGCUAUACAAUGGAAAACUAUGAGGAAUUUAUCCAGAGACAAGCCAGCAGCAUCUGGAGAAACGUCCCUGAAAAGUCUGAACCAGAAAAAAGCCAUCCGUCAUCGACGAUAAGAUUCUACGGCUUGCCCAUUCUGCCACCGCUGUUGAACAAAGAUCAAAAGGAACAAAUGAAAAGCCUGAGAGAAGAAGCCUCUAAUCUUGGAAAUAAGAGGAAAACAUCGUCACUGUCUCGGGUGUCUUAUGUACAGGCCAUAUUAGAGAGUGUUCAGCUGCGAAAGGUUCCAACCAUUGAAGAAUUUAAGGAUGAGACAGGACCAGAAAAUCCAUUAACCACUAAAUGCCAAAGUAUCACUUCCAUCCCUGGAGGUAGUAAAAAUGAGUACAGUACAGCUUCUGAAAGCCACUGGAAUCCACCCUCGUUAACUCUUACUCAACAAAUGCCUAGUAAGAAAAUGGCAGUAAUGGAAAAUCACCCUCUGACAUCUACAGCUUGUGAUGGUCAUACUGCUUUAAGCCUUGGACUGUUUGAAGGAGAAGAUUCUUUAGAAAGCAGCCACACAACUGUUCUGUUUGGAGGUCUUCCUGUGUUUGGUCACAGGCUAGAGCGAGCUGUGGAGAUGAACACGGAUUAUGGAUUUGACUUGUCCUCACUAUCUUAUUCAGAGAAACACUCCUGUAUAGAUGCUAGUCACCAAGGACUGUCAUCUGGAUAUGUGACCAAUGAAACCUCUGACAUCACCACUAGCUGGAUUAAUAGAACGGAGAACAUCAGAAAAGAUCCAGAGGGCAGACAUUUACAUGGUGGUGAAGUUAUGUUAAAUUCCUCAAACCUGUCUAAUAGGACUGGUGACAUCAUCAAUCACACUCCAGUGGAUGGAGAAGUCCUGGAGGAGGAGUGUGUAGUCUUGAACAAUGCACAGAUUGAUGAGGUUACCGAAUCAGUAAAUUUAGCAGUGGGGCCAGAGCCAGCUGAAGAACCUUACCGCAUGAGUCUGCAGAAUCUUUUGAAGAAAUCUCAAGAGCACCGGCGGCGUCAGCGCCUCCUGCGUAACCAAGCAAAGGCUUUGAAAGCCAGCGAAGCUGGACACGUCAGUGAACACAGCCUCUCUGAUAAGGAAAAUGAGGGAUGCUUGCCAGGGGACACUGGGAAUACUGUGGUCAGGAGAGCCAGUGAAAACCGGGGGGAGGAUCAUUUAGCAGAUCAUGAUCUCCAGACAAACAAACAAAGUGGAGGGCGAGAGAUUGUAGAGCCUUGUGAAGUUGUCUGCCAACACACAGAUUGCCUUAAUCUCACUUCAGCCUCAAACAGCACGAGCUGUACAAAUGGAAAAGCAUCAGCUUUCUCAAACCGUCCAAAUAUAGCCGUCAAUCCCACUCAGUCCACUUCAGCAAAAUCUCUUUACCAGUCCAAGGGCAAGAAAAUGGGCAGCAUGCUGCCCAGACCUUGCCUAACAGGAAAUAAAAAAUUUAAGAAUGUCCCAACUCCCAAGUUUUGCUUAAGCCCAGUGCGCAGUAAAAAAGGCAGUGCCACGUUCUCCUCGGUCAGAAAGCCCCUGGUCAAGACGAAGGUCUGUCUGGAUGACGAAGUAAGGCCAAAUCCAUGUGGGCAAAGCAAAAGCAGAGCCGUGAGGCUCCUGUCAGGGACUGAGGGAGGUGCAUCUUUGUGCAAGAGCAUGGAUCAAGCUAAACAGAUCGCUCAGCUGGAGCUUAACCUGUCAAGCCUUAAAGUUCUAAUCUCCGAUCUGGAGUCUACACUUGCAGAGUCACAGGCACACAGUCCCACCGAGGCAGCCAACAACCCUCAGCAAACCCUGCUUUCGGAACACGAAAGCACCUGUCUGCCUGCUAGUGAUGGAAAGUCUCCGUGUGUGGUUACUUUUAGUAAGACUGUGCAGCAGAAAGUCCUUGCUAAGGAUCAUGGGAUACAGCCAGGGAAUAAACAGCAUGAGUCACUACGUGCCGCCACUCCGGUGCACAAAAUGAGGGUGCCAGAGGCAUUCUGUACUAUCAAUAGUUCAAAGCAGCUCUCUGAGAGAACUGCUGUCCUUACAAAUGCCAACAAUCGGCUUGAAGAGAGGAAGAAUGCCUCGGGCGGCAAAAAGAAAGCAUCUGAAAACAUGGAAAACUCCCUAAAUGGCUCAUCUCUGAAUCGGUCAUAUGAUGUGGACACACCCUCAGGACUAUGGUCCCAGUCUGGGCCCAGAGGGAAGCAGCUGACCUCAGAGCUGUGUGGACAAGAGGGGGUGUUGCAUGCCAAACGCAGGCUACAGAUGAACAUUGUGGACGGGAACACGUCGGGCCAACAGAGUGAUGAGGAACGCUCUCAGUCCAGUACACCUAAAGUGAUGCAGAGGCCCAUGCAGGAGCUACAGCAGAUGGAUGAGCAUGACGUGCAGGUCACAGCUCUGAUGGAGGAGCAGCGCAGACAACACCACGAGCUGCUGCAGUCUCUGGCGAUGAAGUACCAGUUUCUCCGGAGCGUGUCCUUCCCAUGUCCCAGCUCAGGAUCACGUCUGGAGGACAUGACAACCUCCUGUCUCUCCUCCUCCCCUGUUUCUGUGGGGCUGGGCUCUUCUUCCCAUCCACAUGAACUCAUGCUGUCUGAACUGAGUGCUUUGUCAGAUUCAUUGCACAUUUCACAGUCCCGUCUCCCUCGGUGUUAUCGCCCCCUGGUGGCAGCAGCUGUGAAAGGCUACCUGACCCGCAGGCUUCUUCGAACAGAGAAAGUAGCUCAGCUUAUCAGAACCAUUAAGGACACUCAGCUGUUCCUUCAGGGCAUUCAGCCUCCCACACCAGGCAGAGAGUAUGGCAGCAAACAAGACCGAGUCCUACAAGAGAGAGUCACACUACAGUUGCGCUCAGCACGUUACGACUUGUACGACCUCUUCUUCAGUGGGAGUCCUGCAGAGCGCAUGCAGGUGAUCAGAUGGGACCGACAGCUGAUCAGAGAGAGAGAGCUCAGACGUAAGGAGAGUACAGAGCUGCAGGGCAGAGGGAAAGGUUCUCUGUCUGCUGCCACGAGGAAAACCCUGGAGAGGAAGAGGACAAUAAUGUUACAGAAGAAAGUGGCAGAAAGGACAAAGCCAGCAGUGGGUGCAGAGGAAAGAUGGACGUUUGUGCCAAACCCACGCAGAGUUCCAAAGAAGACUACUCCAUUACGGCGCAGGUGAAGCGCUUCCACUUCUGCUGCACACGCAGAUGCCAACACAGCAUGGGGCCUUGCUAGAAUAUCACCGUGCCAUGUUUAAUGACACAAUGCCUAAUUUAUUUAUUUAUUUUUUUAAACGUUAGGUGUCAAUUUGGAAGAGUUUCCUAUUUAUUCAUCUUGCCAAGUUUAUUGUGAAACGUGGGGAAAAUACAACUGGAAAUUGACAGUUUAAUGUAGUUUAAAAAAAAAAAAUUUAACUAAUGUUAAAUUGCUUCUUAUCUUGUUUUGUAUUUGCACCUGUCCACUUUCUAAUAAAGGAUUGUGCUAACA